Messenger RNA from Oncorhynchus tshawytscha (Chinook salmon), 2986 nucleotides. Its product is annotated as E3 ubiquitin-protein ligase RNF130. The record is from RefSeq and is a predicted model, not a curated record. The coding region runs from base 932 to 2239 and encodes 435 amino acids. NCBI's taxonomy places the organism in Eukaryota, Metazoa, Chordata, Actinopteri, Salmoniformes, Salmonidae. The transcript is spliced from 8 exons.
AGCUGUCGUCUAAGUCGCGCUGCGCUUGCGCUGUGUGGAUCCAGAAGGAAAAGACCAGAGAGUGAAUCGCAUUAUCGUUGUUUUGAUGGCAAGGGCCACUGAACGUUCAUAAUAAUAAAGCAAGUGAAGAGGUUUUGUAUCAAUAUCGUUUUGGUUCGAGGAAAUGGAGAAGGUAGGUACCGCGUCAUGGCUUUCGAAGCUGUGAAUCAAUGCGAAAAAAUGUGAACAUUAGUGGCUACGAGCAAAGGUAGCUGGCAAUCAUUGGCACGCUAUUGUGAACACAAAUCCGUAAUGACAGCUGUUCACUUGUGGCAAUAAUACACAGCUGUAACGUUAGCAUAUUUUAGAAAGACAUUGCCACUCAGACAGCGUGCCGGCUAUUAAAAAUCUGGAUACGGUCUAUAGGGUUUUCAUAGCCUAUGCAUUAAAAUUAGAAGGUUAUGUAUUUGUUAUCGGGAUAGCCUGCUAAGUACUCGACCGAUAUACAUGCGCAUUAUAGUUGACAUUAAUAUAGAGCCUAUGAUAUUCAAAUAAAGGGCUCUCCUUAGGUUUUCAUGCGAUUAAAGGUUAAAUGGAUUGUCUUGUAAUAUUAAGCAAUUGACACCAAAUAAGAAAAUUAUAACAUAAGGAUAUUGUCAUCUGCCCAAAGCCAUUUAAUGUCAUUAUUUCAGCUCGUUUCCCUACAGAUCUAAUGUGCGCUUUUAUUAUUAUGUAUUGCUUCGUUCCAAAUGAAGUGUAGGCGACACAUGUAUUGGAAUAAGACAACUGUGUGAAGAGCACAGCAUGUUUUUAUGACGGGACGCCACACGGAAGACGCCGAGCCUCUGUCUUUUUUUAUUUUUUUUUUGUGUGGGGGGAAUCGUUGGAGUGGUUCGAUUCCCUGAAUAACAGCUUGGAUGUAAAGGGGACAUUACAGUAAGACAUUCCGAAGAUGCCCAAGAGGUGGACCACAGCAACGCCAUGCAGCUAUCUCCCGGUCGUCUUGUUGGUGCUCGUUCUGCCCAGAUGUAUACUGUCGAUCCGUGCCGACAAAACCAUCAGCAAGGAAGACCAUGUUAGUGCUACGGUCAAUGCCACCGUACUUGACUCAAAAGGCAAUCCUAAACAAAUUCUAACCAAAGACGAUGGCAUGUACGGACAGAAUUCACCGAAAGUGGACGCGAAAGGAAUCGUGAUUGCACCUGCACCGAAUCAUGGAGUGGUGGACCGCCAGGGCUGCGACCCCCACACUCGCUUCGUGGUGCCUCCCCGGACGGGGCACUGGGUGGCCCUGCUGCAGCGCGGCAACUGCACCUUCAAGGAGAAGAUCCUCAAGGCCUCGGCCUUCAACGCCUCCGCCGUGCUCAUCUACAACAACAACUCCAAGGAGGACACCGUCAAGAUGGGCCACGAAGGUACUGGCGACACGGUGGCAGUGAUGAUCACCGAGUCUUACGGCAAGGAGAUCCUGGGUCUGCUGGAGAGGAACCUGACGGUGCUGGUGAGUGUGGUGGUGGGCCAACACGGCCAGGCCAAGAACAUCAACCGUGGCUCCCUGGUCUUCGUCUCCAUCUCCUUCAUCGUACUCAUGAUCAUCUCCUCUGCCUGGCUCAUCUUCUACUUCAUCCAGAAGAUCCGCUUUACGAACGCACGUGACCGCAGCCAGGUAGGACAUAGACGUCGACUUGGAGAUGCAGCUAAGAAAGCCAUAGGGAAGCUGACAACCAGGACAGUGAAGAAAGGGGACAAGGAAACAGACCCAGACUUCAACCACUGCGCCGUGUGCAUCGAGGGAUACCAGCUCAACGACGUGGUCCGCAUCCUGCCCUGCAAACAUGUCUUCCAUAAGCUGUGUGUGGACCCCUGGCUGAAUGAGCACUGUACGUGUCCCAUGUGUAAACUGAACAUCCUCAAAGCUCUGGGCAUCAUGCCCAACCUGCCGUGCGUGGACAACGUCGGCUUCGACAUGGACCACAGGAUAGGACGCAGCCAGACGAUGGCCAGCCAGCGGACAGCCCUGGUGGACCUGUCCAGUGAGACAUCCAUCAGCCUGGAGCCCCUGCAGCAAGGCCACCCCGGCACUGGACCCCAGAUCCCCUCAGAGAGCGGAGAGCUCACCCCCCGCACCGGAGAGAUCAACAUCGCCGUCACCAGUGGCCACUUCUUCAACCGGAACUCCCUGUCCCCACUCAGUUUGGUCUGUGAGAUGGAGCUACCUGACACCCAGGCAUCGCUCGACCGCUAUGAUGACAAGUCGUGAGGGUCGUCGCCAUGGUUUCGACCCCCCGGCACAACAGCCUAGAUGACAGCCUUGACUAACCUGUGGAGCAAUGACAUGAUGACAUCAGAUACUUUCUACCAGUGCAGAAUGUACUAUUAUUGCCUGUCAAAAAGAAGAGGGGGGAUUAUCGUCCUCUAUUCUCCCCCUGGUUAGAUAUUCAGUAAAGUCCUUCCUUGACACUUUCAUUUCAACAACUGACUCUGACAUCUGUUUGUAGAUGCGGUAGUGGGGAAUUAGCCCUUUCUAGUCUUACUUUGCAGGAUCUCGGCGUAUCGUCCAUUUCAAGUGUGCUAGAAAUAAUAAACCACUUGUUAGUGCAGCCUACAAUAAAUCUGUAUAUAUGAUUAGCAAACCGUCAUUUCAUUUCGCUUCCUUUGGCUCUAAUGCAGUAAGAAAGGUAUCUUUCUUCCCUGGUGGACCAGUUGGCUCUGUUGUACUUACUAUGCUGCCUAAACGACAGUGGAGAGGAUAUUUUGACUGGUGGGACAUGUCCAGACAUGCCUAGUCUCUCCCUCUAUAUGGCCAUGCCUCAAGUGACUGGUGUAAUGCACCCACCAUGGUGACUGGGUUUAAGAAUAAGACCAGUGGAACAAUGGACAUGCAGUGAUGCAACAUUCUGAACUCUGUGAAAAGCAGUAUUACUUCCCUAUAGCAAAACCAAUGUCUCUGUAUAAAAAUUUGAAGAAAAAAAACAUUUUAACGUGUACUUAAAGCCUAUGAAAUAAC